Molecule: messenger RNA, 12440 nt
Organism: Paramuricea clavata
Lineage: Eukaryota; Metazoa; Cnidaria; Anthozoa; Malacalcyonacea; Plexauridae
Source: the annotation of a GenBank genome assembly
GAUUUUUGAAAAAUUGAGUCAAUACAUUGAAGAGAUGCAGUUUUUGCCAAACGAAGUAAGAACAUUCUUGAACUUGUUUUGUAUUAAAAAAUACAUUAACAUAAUUGUUUUAUUAUGAAUUAACGUUUGUUUUUUUCCAGUUGUGUCAUAUGGCAACAUUGCGUUGUUUCCAUGGAAACAUACUUUGCACUGUAAAACACAUCGGAAUUCGAAUUGGUCAUUCUGGUAUAAUGAACUCGUCCAAACUUAAAAAGCUUAGAACUAAUUUGGGAAUGAAAGGGAUAAACGCGAUUAUAGCGUUUCAAAUCCUUUGCGUUAUUUCGCUUGCUUGUCCCACCAAUAAGACCACAUAUUUUCCACGCGUAAGACGCGAGAGUGACGUCUAACUAGCUAAAUCAACUUCAACUUUUGUUCAACUAGCUAAAUCAAUUUUAACAAUAACUUUUGUUGGGAUGUUAUAUAAAAUGUGCGAAAUUAAGGCGUAAGGCGUUUUCAGCUUGGAGAGGAUUCUCUCGUUCGUCUUCACAUGAAGGAUUUUUCUCGCGAUUUUAAAAGCUUUUUUUUCUUUCUUCUUUAAUUUGCACGAGUUUUUAUGUUUUUCCCCACGGCUUCCAUCACUUUUCUAAUGGUAAAUGUGUUUAAAAACAUGUCUUCAAUGUAAUUUGUUGGUUCAUUGAUGUUCGGAUCUCUUCUUUUUAGUUAAAGGGACUAGCUGGAAAUUUUCUCACAAAUUUUGGAAACGCUAACAGCCAACUUCUACAACUAAAUCCUCGACAAUCUGGCAAUGACAGACGGCUAAUUAAAGUAUUGGUUCAUUUUCUUAUCGUAAUAAAAUGUUUGCCUCAGAAUCGAUUGCUGCAACCUCUUACGAAUCUUGCUUUAAAUCCAGCCGUGAUGAUGGUAAGAAUGAUUAGUAACAUGCGUUUUUUAAUAUCAUUUUCCGAUAAAUUUGAUAAAGUUUACGGUUUUAAUAAUAAUUUGAACUAUUCGUCAUGCAAGUUUGUAAAUUUAACGCAAAUAUCACAAAAAGACAAUUAUCUUGUUUACAAAUGUUCACCAGAAAAUUUUGUUAAGUAUAAUGAAGUGAUAUCCAAAUAUUUUAGGCGAAGUCAAAAGUGUUUCGAGCAAAGGCAUUUCGUUAGGAAUUUUUCAUUGAGAUGGUGGAUAAAUAUGUGCGUCUUUGUUUUAAAACGAGCUACUGACUGAUUGCAAGAUUAUAUGUUACAAAGAUAAACCAAUCAAAAAGGAAAAGUGUGGUACUUGCCAGACAUGCUACUAUAAAACAUGAAAGCCCCUGUCUAAAAAGGGUAUAUGUUUUAUGUUUUAGCUUGCAAGAGAUGUUUCGAAUGAUUUUACUCAAUUACUCCGGCUUUAGAUAUUUAAGCUGUGAUCCUUUUUAGUGCAAAGUUGCUUUGCACUAUAUUGUUAUGAGAAAAAUUCAAUCCAGUGACCAAUCAGUGGAUCGAUCGAUCGAUCGAGUAAACAAUCUAGGGGGAGCUUGGAAAUUAUUUUUUAUUACGUGUUUUAGAGCUUUGCGACGUUCGGCCAACUAAUUGUUUAUAGCAGUUUAUAGAUUAUAAAAAUCUAUAUUUAUAUUCAUGAUGGUACAUGUUCGUACUUAUUUUAUCCAACAUUUAGAGAAGUUAUAACCAAAUUGCUGUUACAUUUCAGUCAAGCACUUGUUAUUACAUGAUUCCCCCCCUGCAACAUAAAACAAAUGAAUAAAUACACGUGCUCUCAUAUAAUAUCAAUUUACAGUGAAGGGCAUGGACGAGCGGUGACUAUUGAACGGCGGUGUGAAAUCGUGUAGACUAGAGUGUAUUACAACUGUGGUUAUUACAAAUGAGAAAAUCUUUGAGAUUUUACCCAAUAUAUAAAUUGAUAUUAUGCAUACGGGCAUUCAAUUAAGUGCCGAUAUUAUUUUGAUGGUAUAUUUAUUAUACAGAGCUAUACUAGGAAGGAGCGAGACAGUGUUGUUUUCAAAUGUAUAAAGACUAUAAACAUUUCAGAGUCGUAAAUGUUGAGAGAAUCUUUGAGAUUCUAUAUUCAUUAUACAGAGAUAGGAAGGAGCGAGCAAUGUUACUUUCAAAUGUGUAAACAUUUCAGAUGUGAAUAUUGAGAAAAUUUUUGAGAUUCUACGCAAUAUACAAAUUGAUGUUAGGCAUGCUAUUAUUUAAGCGGUAUAGGCUAUAUUAAUUAUACAGCGACUGUAUAAGAUGCUUCAUUACACCACUGAAUAGAUGGCUAUACCCAGACACUCAGUACACUGCAACUACAGAAGCCUGUAAUACUCUGUGCUGAAAUGCUGAAACCACACGUACAGCACGUGCGUGCAUGGCUCGCGUGCGUGUUUGCCUCUCUAAAUAUAGAAAUUAUUAUAGGGUAAGAGGACAUGGUGGAAAAGAAGGAGUGCGGAAUACGGAGUCUUUCAAAACAGUUUAUUUUCCUAGAUUAUUUUUUAUGAGACUCCGCGUUUUCUACUUUCUGCCCCCAUACACUUGCUCUUGCUUACGUCUUUCUCAAUUUGAAACUUUGCGCUAUCCUUGGAUCCCUAGUUUUACUUUUUCCAUUGCACUCUGACAGUACAAACAUGUGUUUAUCCGUAACGUUACAAGACUUACAAAUUACAUUCAAUUACAAAUUACGUUACAAUUUACAUUCUUGUGGCACGGCCACAGAACUGCAUGCAAAACAAAAUUAAGCAAGCCAGUCAGUCAAGGAUUGGAUCACCUUCUUACGCCGUAAAAUGAUUAGUAAAUAAGUAACUAAAAUUUCGUAGUUUUAUCCACAGGUAAUCGCGCUGUUAUGCGUAAAGUGUCUAAUUCAAUUCCUGCGGCCCAUGCAUUGGCACUCCCAAAUAUUUGCAAAAAGAUAAGAAAUCAGCAAGAUGAAUGUGGCAUUAGUGAUAAGAAGAAGCUGCCAUCGGGAAGUCAUCCAGUAUGUGAAUAAGAUGCGAAAUAUUUAGCUGCGUUUUAGCAACCUGUUGUAAAGCCGUACUAAACAUGUCGAAUGUAAACGACAUGAAGUCGCACUUCGCAUAGGCAUAUACACUGGUCAUAAAAAUCACUACCUUUUCAAUAUACUGUAUUCCCAAAAGAUCAUGGGAACCAUACGAAACGCGUUAAUUAUAUCAGUUUUUGCGGCAACCACCGCGUCCGUUUGAUUAAAACUAUGACGUCAUCUACACGAGUGGAGUUGAUCGUAAUGAAUACCAACGGUAUAAUUCGGAUAAAAUAAAUUAUGGAUUAAGCGGUAUUCACCCGGUGCAGUUCUUUAGACAAUUUAGUGCCUAUAAUUUCAAGGUUUUGUUCAGCAUAUAAAAUAUUAUAAUUCGCAUAAAACGAGAUUCGCGAACCGUCAAUUUGUAAAGGAAAACCAAACGUAAAACCUUCGUAUGAAUAAACAGUCAAUUUCGUAUCAUACAGUAUCUACCGAAUAAUGGCAUUAAUUUAUUUAUUUUGUAAUCGAACCACGAACCACCGCACUAGAUUUCAUUAGAGCGGCAGCUUCGGACGAAAUUGUUGUAAAAUAGUUGAAGGAUAGGAAGUACCAAGUUGGUCAUAACCUUUCACUGUCGCUGUACUGGCAACCAUGGAGGAAGGACGAUUGACGUUUUCUUCAGCGGCUAUUCGUGCUUGAGAUGCUACCGAUGUUGGGCCGCGCGGUGCCGUAAAGCCUGAUUCUCAUAUGUCGCCGACGUCGGGGAUGCCCAUUGUCGUUGAUCAUUGAUGAGUAAAAUCUUUUGUCUAUCUUCUUCUUCACUGAUCUCAACAAUGGCAUCGCCGACGUCGGCGACAUAUGAGAAUCAGGCUUAAUGAUACAGAACGUGGUGCCAUCAGAUAAGCUCGACGCUGAAUUCGAGUGCUUGGGCGAGUAUAGGUUUCAGGUUCUGAAAGAAAAGACUAUAUAUAAAGAACGCAGACAAGCAAAAUUUGAGUUGCACUACAUUAGUUAUGCUUGACCCAUUGACAUUGACAUACAUAAACCUUACAAAGACAUACUGCAUGUGCCGAAUAAUAUACAAAACACAGAGCAGCGGAAUAAUCACAAUGGCAUACAUUGGAGGUAACUGCACAUUGAAUAUUCCAUUUAGACAAUGCUGCAAAUAUAUAAAUAUUCCGGCAAUCUGAAAAUAAUAAGCCGCGUGCUACAUCCCACAAUAUAUUGAUUUCAACUGUGGGCAUUUGAUUGCAUUUUCCUUAACGGCCCUGUACGUCUUACUAUUGCGUAUGAGAGAAACGUAUCAGAAGCAUAUGGAAAUUAAUAAAAUAAUUUUCAUACGCACAACGUACCCCUAGCGUAUGUCAGCGUAUCGGGCAGCGUAUGAGUGAUAAUUAUUUUUCAUACGCUGGCAUACGCUAGUACGAUAUUCAAUAGUGUGACAGGGCCUUUAACACAAGAACAAAGACAGAAUAUAUAAUUAUAUACAACCACAUACACAUCUGCACCACAAAUCUUUAAAAUUUUACGGCAAAACUCUGACACAUAUAUACACAAAACAGUACAAAGUUAUAACAAUUAAUCUUAUACUGUAUAUAAAUGCCACAGCAUGGCCAGAAAUCACGGACAUAAUUUAUUCUACUUCCUUACUAAUUUGCGUAUCACUUCGAAAUAUGGCUCCAACAGUAUAUAGUAGAUUGUACAACGCGAUGUUCUAAACGCAAAAUCUGAGAAUAUGGUAGAUCCUUUGCAAAUCGCUGGUUGCAAACGAUCUACCAUAUUCUUAGAUUUUGCGAUUUACCUCAUCGCGUUGUACAAUCAAAGUGAUAUGUAAAUUUUUAUGGAAUUAGAAUAAAUUAUGUCGGGAUUUCUGGCCAUGUCAUGAAAAGGUUCUGUGUGGACGUCUAAAACAGUCAAGUUGCUCUAGCCCAUAAAACAUGAAAUUACUUCUGAACAUAUAACGGUAACAACGAGAAGUAAAUUACUAAUAUAAAGCUAAUACACCAGAAUAAGCAAUAUAAGAAGGCUAACAAAACCAAACACAGUCAAAGUAUCAUAUGUACAACACGUACAAAAGAAGGAAGUAGUAUAAUCAUGGCAAAAAACGUGGUAGCCGCAAAUUGAAAAUCCCGUAGCAGACGGUACAAUUGGGCAAUGCCAGUGCGCAUUGUUGGCCAUCUGAAAACAUAGAAAGCUGCUCCACCCAACCAAUGCGUUAAUUUCGAGAAAGGUCAUAUGAAAACAGUUCAAUUACACUGCUCUGUCCCGCAAAUGGUUAAAUAAAACACCACAAAUACCCACUAUACAGGGUGUAUAAAAAAAACUGGACAGGUUUGAAAUUGCUCUCAAUUUCGCAAAACAGCUUUUAGUAUCCAGUUUUUUAUACAUAUAUAGUUUCUUUGGGUACUUAUAAUGUAGAAUAAUGAAUAAUGAAAAAAAUUUUCGAACUCAAAUUUGUAAACCGGGGGGGGGGGUUUCCAACAAACUAAAAAUGGCUUGCGCACGAGAUUUAAAAGCUUUAAUCGUAUCUUGAGUUAACGGAUGAAAAAUGUGUUGGGUAUUUAAUUGCUGCACGAAAUUUGAGAAAAUUUGCUUCAGUUUAAGCCCUUUAACUAUUUACGCAAACUUACAUUUUCUUCCUAAAAAAUCAGCCUUUUGCAUGCUUAAUUAAUACAUUUGCUUAAUUUGCUUAUGUCAGCAAUACGCAAAUUAGGUAAAGGCAUUUAUUAAGCAUGCAAAAGGCUAAUUUUUUAGGAAAAAAAUAAAUAGUUAAAGGGCUUAAACUAAAGCAAAUUGUCUGAAAUUUUGUACAAUAAUUAAAAACCCAACAAAGUUUCCAUCCAUUAACUCAAAUUAAAGCUUUUAAAUUUCGUGCGCAAACCAUUUUUAGUUUGUUAGAAAAAACACACAUAGUACGUGGCGUGCUUUCUUUAAUGUGCGAAAUUAAUUUCUCUUGUCAUGCAUGCGCGUACGUCAAUUAGAAUCACUUCACUACCUUUGAAAUGGCGUGGUUGAUGUAACCCUUUAAUUAAAUUUCGAAUGACGCGAGCCAUCAGAUCACGACACUUUGGAAUAUAAAAAGGGCGUGUGAAUUGAACAAGUCACAUUAUUAGCACUGAUGAAAAUCAGGCUUACGGAUCGAACGCUUUGCAGUAAUAAAUUUACGUGGUGUUCCCACAAACAAAAUGUAUUAUAGAUUAUAUCAUGAAUAACCAUUAUGACCACGAGAAAAUGCGUGAGCAAAACUGCUUAUGACACACUGAGGGUUGCAUAUCCUCCAACAAUUUAGACUUUGUAAAUGCCUGAUGGUCAAAUUUGAUUCAUAUUUAAGAGUGUAUUGUAGUCGCCCCUAUAAACUGCGACUGAAAAGUCAUGAAUAUGUUCAAGUAAACCAACAUAUUAUUAUGCAUAAAUACUAUAUAUUUACCCAAAUACAGAAGAUAAAUCUCUUUCGUCCAAUUUCUUGAUGUGCACUUCAGCCCUUGUAAAAUAGGAAAGGAAAGAUGGCCCGCUUCACCAUUGAUAAAUACCGUACCUUCCAAUCAUGUGACUAUACUUAAAUUAACUUGCGCGCACAAAUAACCUAUUUGCAUAAUUAAUUUUGGCUAUAAAUUAUUCCCGGAAGCAAUAAAAACUAUCGCUGUGGCAAUAAGUUACUUUAUGUUUUAGCUUGCAAGAGAUGCCUUCGAACGAUUUUAGUCAAUUACUUCGGCUUUAGAUACUUAGGCUGCAGUGAUCCUUUUUUUUACUUUUUCCAUUGCACUCUUACAAUAAAAACGUGUGUUUAUCCGUAACGUUACAACGGAUCGUAUACGUAUACGACACGCUUAUGAUUUUUCAUUGUGUUUUCCUCAUGAAUUAUUAAUGAGUUUUUGAAUUGGUUAUAUAGAAUGCUUUUAUUCCCACAAUGCCUCAUGAUGAUGCUCCUGAAGUUUUGGGGGCAAUCCUUGACGGUCGGCCUUAUGGUAAGUCAAGGAACAACCUAAAUCAAACUAAAGUUAGCAGCGACCUUUAGCCCAGUGCGGUGUGCAAAAUUAGCAACGUCGACGCGUCACCUAAUGAGUAAAUAGACGGCUAUAUAAGCGCGCAUCUCUAGUGUGCAACGAUUCUGAAAAUGCUUAAGUGAUUUUUUUACUUUUAGAGUGCCCAAAUGGACAUCGUUAUGUUAUUAUAGAUGUAAGUAGUGUAAAUGCACAAUACUAUACAUAUAUAUAUAUUGUAUAGCAUUGCAAACAUUUGUCAGAACAAACACUUUAAAUUUGCAGCGUUUUUCAGGCCUCGAAAUUCAGGCUGACAAUCGGCAAAUACUGACCUGAUUGCCGACGUAUCGUGAUAUCAGUUGGCAAAAAAUUGACGUGUUAUAUAGGAAAAUUUUACUAUAGAUUACAACCGACGUAUUUUUUUGAAACUUAAAUUAGGCUUUCUUUCCUGAUUAUUUUUUUCGAUAAUUUCUAGGCUUGUUUUUCAAACAACUUUUCAAGAUUUUUCAUGCAUGCAUGCAGUGUUUCCGCCACACAUUGUGUGUUUUUUACUUUAUACAAGAGGUUUCCAUGCAGGAGAUUGGUCAUAUAAAUAUGGUAUCACGAUGGAAGAUAUUCUUUACAUGUAAAAUUAAGAUCAUUUCUACGUUUUGAUUGGUAGGACAAUUUUUUUCAUGUAGAGAAUUAUAGCCUUUUAGUUGGCUAGUGUUUUUGCCGUCUAAAAGUUGUUUUGCACCCUCAAGAACUAUAAACAUGGCACAAGCCUAGCGAAAUCGUGAAAGUGGACUUUUCUGUUGAAUUUUCCCCUGUAAAACGUCUGAGAACCUCUUUUUUUUAAUUCCAGCAAGAAAAUGAAACAUACAUUGUAAGAAAUUUGUUUUGAGUUAUGGAUAUACUUCCCUUCCGUCUCAAUUUUUUUAUCUCUAUAGCUUAUAUAUAUAUAUAUAUAUAUAUAUAUAUAUAUAUAUACAGGGUGUAUAAAAAAAACGCAAUCCUCGACUGAAAUGUAAAUUGCUAAACAAAUAAUAGACGAAAACGUUAAAGUUUACAUUCAUUUUAAAGCGUAGCCAUUCAGCUUUCUAACAGUGGGUUGUUUCUUAAAUUUGACUCAUUGGUUCGCGGGUAAUACUACUUUACGUUAUUGCGAUUGGAGAUUAAAAAAAUUGAGAUGGAAUAACAAAUCGUUCUCAUGAAAAUAACUGAUUUUUUCAUUAAAACAAAAAAAUGUUGCAUUUUAAUAAAUGGAUUGUAACAAUAAGUAUAAUUACGGCUUUACUUCCACUAUUUUUAACACAGUUUGAAACUUCAAAUGCGAUAUAAUUUUGGCUUGGACCAUCUAAGCUGACUGACAUCAGCUUGCUAUAAUUUCUGUUUACAUUACAUCGUAAUUCGAUGACACUCUGGCUCAGACACCAGAAUGUUUUGAUUCUAUGAUUUUUAGCGUUCGUUUGGGAUUUUCAAACAACCUGGUCUCUUUUAAAAUACUUUUAAUUUGUUCUUACGUGGUUUUCCAGAUGUAGUGACGACAACAUUAAAGUUUAAAGAAGUAAUAUAUAUAUAAACUGAUUCACUCGUUCGCUGUGCUCUCACCAAAUAUGAUAAAACACUCCUUCUCGUGUUUUAAAUAGCUUAAAAUACGACUACAAAAGAAUGCUAAUUAGGAUGAACAAUUAUAUAAUCAUACUAAUUGGGAUGAACAAUUAUAUAAAGAAUACUAAUGAAGAUGACUUGAUCAGAUAUAAAGUCACUCCACGUGACAUAUUAUGGCUGACAUGAUUUGCCACAAGGUUUAUGAAUAGCAGCUAAAAUUUACGCACAUGAGAUAUCCAAUAUAUGUACGUGUACGUAUACUGUGUUCUAUUCUUUGUAUAUUUACUUUUUAGUGUGGACGGCCAAACGAAAAAUCUAAUUGCCCAACAUGUCGCCUCGCCAUUGGCGGCGUGAGUAUGCACGUUUUAGCAGCAAACAACAGAGAAGUAUCAAGGUGAAUAUUUACAAAGCAAAUAAGCGAAAAGUUUUCUAUGUUUCCCGCAUGUGGGACAACAACUUUGACGUUUCGAGCGAAGUCCCAAUGGUAUGGGACGGCCGGGAAAACGCAUGUGUUUUUACAGUAAACACAAAACGAGCAAUCAAAUGCCGAUGAUGAAAUUAAACCAAUAAGAUGGAUUUAGUCAAAACGAAGUACAAUAAACAAAAUACUGUAUAUAAAUCAUGUUGCAGGGAUUGCAUGGCUGAGAGGGACCCCAGGGAUAUGCACCGGAAUCGCAGCGCCUCAGGUUCGAUUCAUGCCGGAGGGCCGAUAGUUGCAUGUUUCGCAACUGCAUUCUCCUGGUUAAGUUUAAUAAAUGUAUAAAAAUUUACACUCGAAAUUUCCAUGUACAAAACCCUUACUUUGUUCAAAUCCCGUUCUUACUUUGUUAAAACCCGUUCGGAAUAAAUGAAUUUUCUUUAAAUCUGUAGUAAUAUCAUACCAAACGUGGAGUAUAUAUAGCAGGAAUAUCUGAAUCUUCUAUUCUGAGGAAUCUGCAGAAAAGUUGUACUUUUAUAAACCUAGAAUAAAGACAGAAAAACUUAGGGAAAGUUUUAUAAUCUAUAAUUCGUGUGAAGUAUAAAUUGUAGCUAGUUGUUCUAUAUUCUAAAUAAUUUUUAGCUAAUUAUUCUUACUAUUUAUUAACUUUAACGCAAUUCAGCCCAUGGCUGUAAAGUUUUACUAUUGAACCAUCUAUUUGUCUAUCUAUCUAUAUACAGUAUUUUUUCUUUGUGUAUUUUUAAUUUUUGUUGCAAUUAGGGAAGAUCGAAGUAGCACUGGUCACAUUCUUGGACCUACUCAAGCUCUACAGCAAAACGUAACCCAACGAAAUUUGAAUCCUUUGUGUUGUGGUGUUUUACGUUGCCUUACGCAUGUAGCCAUGUUGUUGGGAACAGAACAGAAUAUUCAAGUAUGUCAACUGAACCUAUUUUAAAAACAUUUAUCUUACACUUGUUAUGGGAAAUUAAAUCUUACGCCGAGUUGCGCCUCUUAGGCUGUCUCAGUAAAAACAACCCAGUCAGUCAAUUCUGACUCAAAAAAUAGAUUUCCCCCAUAUACUUAAUUUAAAUAUUUUGAAGGUCUGACCUUAGGAACAACUUAUUUCAAAUUAGUUUCUUUUAAAAUUCUUUUAAAUCUUUUGCGACCGAUAAAUAUUAACCCCGUCGAAGGUCAAUUUCGAAAGCUGUCUGAUUGGAAAAUAUGGACAUAUUAGGACCAUUUAUACGGGACAAAAUAAGAUGCGACUUAAAUAAGACGCGAGUUUGUCGUAUAAAAGGUACAAAAUUCUUGUGUAAGACGCGUCUUGGAUAAGACGCGUCUUACAUAAGAACAGGACUUUUAGCUGUUCUUAUUUAAGUCGCGUCUUAAAUAAGAAAUUUUGGACAAAAAUUCUAACUACACAUGCCCGAAACUUGAAACAACGUAAAAUUAUUAGCCUUGCAUAUUAAAACAAAAACAACCGAAACAACAUUAUAGCAAUAGAAAGUACAAAUAAGAAUAAAUCCUUAGAGAACCAUUUAUGCGAUAACCUCGCUUAUAUAAGACGCGUCUUAUGUAAGACGCGACUUAUUUUGUCCCGUAUAAAUGGCCCUAAUGUCACAACUACUAAAAAAUAAAUACGUUCUUAAAUGAUAACAUUUUUACACGAAAGUAUAGCUGUUAGUAUUGUCUGUUAAUCAGAUACAAAGGUAUGUUGUUUUGUAUUGUGGCAGCAACCAGGUAUAUGUUCUGGUAAGCCUCAUGCACAAGGUGAGUGAUUGUCUCAAAAUACAUGCAUAAGCUUAUUUCAAAAUCGUGGCACCUGAUGUUUAAAUGUUUUAUACUUCUGCUAAGGUACUAACUUCAGUCAAUACAAAAACACAACUGAAAUCUUUCUGCACUACGUUUUUGGAAACAUGCGUCAUGGCAAGCACUUCAAUUUUCGUAAAAAUUACAAAUUUUCAAAAGCAGCAAGAAUUGCACUUAAUAUCGUCAGCGAAACUCGAUGUAUAUUAAGGUGGCUCAAUACACUUUCGGAUUAAGGAGGAUUGCCAGUUUUUUCUGGCAAAAAACUGCAUGGGAUUUUAGUCGCGGCUAUUUUCACAGGAUUUUCGCUAAACAAAUUAGAAGCAGGUAAAAAUUACAGAAGUGAAUUUUGGAAUACUUCAGUGGCAAAAAACAUCCACAAAAGCAGGAACGGAAAGUUUGCCGAAAAAAGGUUUGAUAGCUGGUGAGAAAGCGGCAGAGCUACAAAACGAAGGCUGAACUUUGAAGAAAACACAAGUGAAAACAAAUGUACACCAGCGAAAAGAAUAACGUGCACGAAUAACACAGGCAAGUGUGCAACUGAAUUAAUACUAUGUGAAAGCUCUGAACGACAAAAACAUACUAAUUAAAGCAAACAUUAUUUACAACUGUAGAGAUUCAGGAUGAAAAUAUUUUCCACAUGCCUCAAGGAGUCGUAUUGUAGAUCUACAAGUGUUGACAAAGAGUCUGUCUAUGUGCAGUCACUGUUUACAAGGUAUAACAACUAUCAUAGUGCAAGCUAAGACUGCAAAAUGGGGCAGAAAUAUUUGAAAAUUAUUCUAAGUAUAAACAGUGCACCACACUUGGAGUACAUAACAAAGAGCCCCAUGUGAAUGGGGGAUAUUUAAGAAUAUUGUGAAUAUUGAAAGAUAUUCAAAACCUGCAACCUCCCCCCCCCCCCUAGUUUUAUCUUACUUUUGGAAGAAUUACAAUAUUGAUAUUUACAUAAAGUGUGGCGUUUCAGACCCUCAUAGCCCCCUUUAGCUAUGCGCAUGAUUGCAAAUUCACUAGAAUGAUCUUGUUUCAGGACCACUGGAGUUGAACAACAUCAUCAAGGAGGAAAAGUUUGGUCUUGUGCAAGCAUCUUUGACAUAAAAUGCAACCUGUGUGGAAAAAUCAAUAAAAUUAAAACAUCAUCAGAACAUAGAAGUGGAAAGCGCGGCCGGUUGACAUACAACAAUUCUAGAGCUGUACUUGGUUCUCUUCAUGCUGGCAUUGGUAAUACCCAUCUAAGUAACCUGGUUGCUACUAUGAACUUAAUUCCAACAAUGAACAACAAGACAUUUAAAUCUCGUGAAAGAGAGGUAGGGAAAGCUGUGGAGUCAUUGGCCCAAACGAGCUGCAAAACCAACAUGGAAGUUGAAAAGAAAAUGGCAGAAAAGAAUAGGGAGGUGGCAGACGAGAAUGGCUUAAUUGGCAUCCCUGUGUCAUACCACAUGGGAUGGCAAAAGCGUGGAAAAGGACAACUCGCUGACUGGACAAGGGUGGCUAUGGGCAUGCAGACUGGAUGUGUCUUGGCGUAUACAACAACGUGCAAAUCGUGUAGAGUGUGUGUCCAUGCCCGGGAGAAAGGAAAGAACCAAGGCGACAUGACUGCAGAAAAAAUCAUGAUGGGUCAUCGAAAGCAAUGGAACCAGCAGUUGCGUGUGAACUGUGGAAUUCAGCCGCCACCAAAAACGCCAGAUUCUCCAUAUUUAUGUAGGUGA